Molecule: messenger RNA, 1087 nt
Organism: Cydia pomonella (codling moth)
Lineage: Eukaryota; Metazoa; Arthropoda; Insecta; Lepidoptera; Tortricidae
Product: 3-oxoacyl-[acyl-carrier-protein] reductase FabG-like
Exons: 3
Coding region: 97-852 (251 amino acids)
Source: RefSeq, a predicted model, not a curated record
UCACAAAUCCGCAGAUUGUUAUACAAAUUUGCUAUGAUAAUAUAAAUCACAUGCCUUUAAAUAGCAUCGCUGCUGAUAAACGAUGCAUUCGUUACUAUGGCGUUCAGAGAUAAAGUCGUGCUGGUCACUGGAGGCAGCUCGGGCAUCGGCAAAGCGAUAGCCAUACAUUUCUCUAUAGAAAAAGCAAAAGUAGUCAUCAUUGGUCGUACUAAAACGAAUAUAGAUGAAGUGAAGGAUAUUUGCACGGAGAACAGUGGGAAUGAAGCUAUGGGGUUACAAGCGGAUGUCAGCAAGGAUGCUGAUGUCGAAAAAAUUGUCAAUAAAGUCACUGCAACAUACGGAAGACUGGAUGUAUUGGUGAACAAUGCCGGGGUAUUCAUAUCUGAUGAUAUCUUUACGGCUACUAUGGAAAAUUUCGACGCGCAUAUAAAUACGAAUCUGAGAGGGACUUUUAAUCUGACGAGACAAUUUGUGCCACUUCUUAUCAAGUCACAGGGCAAUGUCAUCAACAUAUCCGGCGUGGAAGCAGUCAAGUACGUGGAAGGACUACUGACUGAGAGCCUGUCAAAGGCGGCCAUACAGCAUUUGACAAAGUAUGUCGCGUACGAGCUGGGGCCGAAGAAAGUUCGCUCUAAUUCUGUAGCUCUGGGUUAUGUCACGGGCACGAAGAUUAUAGAGAAAGCGAAUAUAGAUCCCGAAGAGUUCGGUCGAGAGUUACUCCCGAGCGUGCCUCUGGGAGAGUUCAUCAAACCGGAGGACGUGGCGAAGACCGUGGCCUUCAUAGCCAGCGAUGCUGCCCGCCAUAUCACUGGACAGAACAUAGUUGUAGAUGGAGGCUUUACCUGCCAUUAAUGAUAAGGGCACUCACCGUCUGAUAAUCUUAUUUUGUGUUUGACCACGAAAAACGUCAACUGAUGCGCGCGUCAGUGCCCAAUAUCAAUAUUCGUGCGUUGCGCAAGACAUUAUUGCUUGUAAUUGUACAAAAAGUGUGGCAACGGCUCUAUUCUUCAAUUCAUUUUUUUGUGAUUCAAUUUUGACAUAUAAUUUGGCUUUAUGAAUAAAUGAGUAUGAGUACUUUUUAAGAUAA